Messenger RNA from Acanthocheilonema viteae, 1146 nucleotides. Lineage: Eukaryota; Metazoa; Nematoda; Chromadorea; Rhabditida; Onchocercidae. The record is from the annotation of a GenBank genome assembly.
AUGCCCAAUAUUCUGAAGCCUGGGGCUCAUAUAUUCAUCGACGACGGACUCAUUUCAGUGGCUGUUAAUAGCAUCCAAGGCAAAGACAUAAUGUGCACGAUCGAAUAUGGCGGUAAAUUAGGCAGCAAAAAAGGGAUCAAUCUUCCUGGUACUAAAUGUGAUUUACCUGCCGUUUCUGAUAAAGACACUCAAGAUUUGAAAUUCGGUGUUGAACAGGGUGUUGAUAUGAUAUUUGCGUCAUUUAUUCGAAACGCUGAAGGUGUGCGUGCAAUUCGGCGUAUUCUCGGCGAGAAAGGAAGAUUUAUUAAAAUUAUAGCGAAAAUUGAGAGCCAAGAAGGCGUUGAAAACGCAGAUGAGAUAAUCAGAGAAGCUGACGGGUUGAUGAUAGCGCGCGGUGAUUUGGGUAUUGAAAUUCCCACUGAGAAAGUAUUUGCGGCGCAGAAAAUGCUAAUCGCACGAUGUAACGUAGUCGGGAAACCCGUUGUUUGUGCUACGCAAAUGCUCGAAUCAAUGACUAAGAAGCCAAGACCUACUCGAGCCGAGGGCAGUGAUGUCGCAAAUGCGGUAUUGGAUGGCAGCGACUGUGUUACGUUAAGCGGCGAAACAGCGAAAGGAGAUUACCCCGUAUUAACAUUAAUGACUAUGAGUAAGCUAUGUCUGGAGGCGGAAUUGACCGUAAACUAUCAAGAAGUAUUCCGUGAAGCUCUUCUUUGCAUGAAGAAAUCACCAGAUGUCACACACACGGUUGCAAUCGCAGCCGUUUCGGCAGCAAUUGCGUGCAAUGCAAGCGCUAUCAUAGUGCUAACUACUACCGGACACUCCGCUGGUUUGGUAAGCCGUUAUCGUCCAAUGGCGCCGAUUAUUGCAAUAACACGAGAAGAGCAAGCUGCACGACAAAUGCACCUACUUCGUGGUGUCCAUCCAGUGUUUUAUACCCGUUUGUUGACAUAUUUCGUUAAUGAGUUUAGGCGGUCAAUGCCGAAAAAUGAGGAGUGGAAGGCUGAUAUUGAUCUGCGAGUGGCUCAUGGCAUGAAAGAAGGACAGGCUCUUGGUUUUAUUAAAUCGAAUGAUUUGAUUAUUAUUAUCACAGGAUGGUCCAAAGGUUCGGGACAUACGAACACAAUGCGCAUUAUCAGAGUACCAUGA